Molecule: messenger RNA, 1140 nt
Organism: Pseudocercospora fijiensis CIRAD86
Lineage: Eukaryota; Fungi; Ascomycota; Dothideomycetes; Mycosphaerellales; Mycosphaerellaceae
Exons: 12
Coding region: 1-1140 (379 amino acids)
Source: RefSeq, a predicted model, not a curated record
AUGGUGCUGGUGCUGGUGGUGCUCGGCGAGAGAAAGCAAGCAAUUCGAUCUGCUGCACAGGCCAUCUUCAAUGUAACGGCUUUGCAGCAUCUCUUCUCCCCAAGAUCUUUCCAAAUCUUGCACUUACAGCUGCAUAGAAACUCGAUCUGGAUCUUCUGCGAUUCAUGGCUCCCCGUGCACUCAAUACCUACUGAGAUCUUACCUGUACAUGCCUUCACCAGCUUUACUGCUUAUAAGGAUUCCACUACCGACUUUAUCCAAGGACGCAUGAGAGAAAACGCAUCCAUCUACACUGCUGACUUGCUGAAGCCACUCCAACCCAUCACUUCCUUCGAAGGCCUCACAGUCGAUGUUGAUGUCUGCUGCAUACCCAAGGAGACACCACCCUACGACCUGCAUACGGGAUUGAAGGAGAAGAUGCAGAAGGAGGAGACAAAGACGCUGGACAUGCAGAAGAGAGAAGAGGCUAAAGCGAAGGCACAGGAAGCGCAAAAGAACAAGUCGGCAACGCCGAAGAAGCGUCGAGAUCCACCGACCGCGUCUUCGUCGACACCCAAGAAGGCCAAGUCUACCAAGAAAGCUGCCGACGCUGUUGACGACUCUCUGCCGCCAAAUUCCUCUCCUUGCUACUCGAUUUGCAGACGAGUCGUAUUCUACCUUAUGCAUUUACUCAGCUCCCUCGCCGCUCUGGGUCUCCACGAUGUUUGGGAAGAACAGGGUUCCCUAAUUGUCCUCGACCAAGACUGCAAUCUACAUCAAUGCGGCGAGUGUUACAUUCCAUCCCAACAUUCGGGCUUUCUUUGGUAUUCGGAAGGCAACUCGCGUCAUCCUGCGACGUAUUUCGGUCUUGGAUCUCUCAGGUCUUAUGCCAUUAUAUCGGCUCUGGCUCGAACUGGUCCCGGCUCUGGAUUCCGCUCGAUGUACCGAAUGAGAAUAGAUAUCCUACGAUUCUGGGAGCAUGCCUUCGAGAUGGGAAUUUUGGCCAUCCGAUCACCGACCACGGAUGACGCUUUACUAGCUCUUAAUGGGCAUGUACCUCAUUUGACUGUUAAUUUUGGGAAAAUGGUCGGGGAAGAUCUGCUCACCGCUCACGAGGACAAUUGGUACAACGUUAUCCACCAUACAACCAUUAACUCCUGA